AACGUCGAGUGUCUAAGAAGAGAAAUGCUGUGGUCCUGAAAAACGAAUUACGUAUUGACAAAAUGAAAGCGCUACGUAUGAUUUGCUUCGCGGCAAUUUUCUCUUCGAUUUUAGCGAUUCCUUUCAAUAGCAAGAAUUAUCAAAUCGGAAAUUUUAAAACAAUACAAAAUGUCGAAUAUAAAACAAACGAAGUGAAAACUCAGAGACGAUUACUCGAUUCACCGCUUCAACAUUUGUCUGUAUCACCUGACGAAAAAGAUGAGAAAUUUAAUCUUGUACAAAUCAGAUAUCGCCGAAGCGAUCAUAUAAAAUCGAACGCGCAAUUAAGUAUUUUAAUGAAAGAAAAAAAUGAACAAACUACAUUAAUUUCGGAAUCGGAAUCUCCUGAAGAAAUCGAUCCUUCCGGCGAAAACUUUGUGGAUAUGGAUAUAUUCUUUCGGAGUCGGACAAGUAGAAGCGAAAACGCGGACAUUUAUGAUAUAAGCACCGAAUCUCUGGACAAAGAGGAGUACGAAGGUUUAAAUAUUCUUCUGGCAAAAUUAUUCGAGGCGCUACAAAACGAUACCGCGAAGGACGAUCAUGACAUACUGAAGGGAUCGAAUUCUAUCGGUAACACGAGCAACGACGAAGAUCGUUGCCAGAAAUGGCUGAACAACAGGGAAAGAAUUGAGCAAGCUUUCCCGGGAUCCAUCGACGAACUACCAGCAUGCCCAUGUCGAUACCCUAAUGAUAUUUUUUACGACGAUUUAAUCUGGGAUAAGAAUCGACAGAAGAAAUUUCGGUGGCGCGAUGCGAGCAACGAUCCGCAGCGGCUCGUCUACAAACAAGGCGCCUUUUACUGCGUGCGAUCCUUACCGGCACAAGGAAGCGAGAACAUCGGCGCGCAGCACUGUUGUUAUGACGAGGAGAGAAGACUGUUGACACGCGGCUCCGGUGCCGGCACACCAUAUAUUGUUAGUCCGGAUAUGUCGUUUAUGCUACAUGACAAGAUCGAUCUGCUACCUUGGCGGCUUUGUAAAGGCGACUUUACUAGAUACAAUAAAGUGAGAGUACCAAAUAACGACGAUGACUGCGAGGUAAAUCCGGAUGACGAGGAAUAUGAAUAUCAAGUGGAAAAUGCGAAAAAUUAUUGAGAUAUAAUAUCGUCGCAAUCGUACCAAAAAAAAGACCAAUAAUUACAAACUAUUAAAAGCCCGACUUUCACUUUUAUUGUUCUUUGUAAACAGAGCAAUAUAAUAAAUUUUAAUUUAUUUUCCUA
This is a messenger RNA of Cataglyphis hispanica, 1258 nucleotides long. RefSeq names its product isthmin-1-like. The transcript has 4 exons. NCBI's taxonomy places the organism in Eukaryota, Metazoa, Arthropoda, Insecta, Hymenoptera, Formicidae. The record is from RefSeq and is a predicted model, not a curated record. Bases 63 to 1133 code for a protein of 356 amino acids.